GGAUAAUUUAAUUAAUUUUCCAAAAAUAUAUCUACAGCCUUUUUAUCUUAAUUUUAAAAAAAUGUCCCACCACCAACACCAACAAACACCCCCUCCAUCAUCUAGGCCUCCCUCACUUUUGGAUUCCCAACAAUUAAAUUUACAACAAUUUGAAAUACAAAACAAUAAUUAUUUUAAUACCAACAAUAAUCAACAAAAUAAUUUUGUCGAUCCUUUUAUUGGGUUUUCCCCUCCAAUUAAUUUAUUAAUUAAUGGAGAACACCAACAACAAUUAAUUAAUAAUAACGACAAUUUAAUUCCUCAAUCUCCACCUCCACUUCCUUCUUCUUCUUCUUUUAUUUCUUCUUCUUCUCCAAUAAAAGUUGAUUCUUCUAAUAAAUUUCUUUCACCUCAACAAUUAUUAAUUAAUGGAGAAGAGGAGGAGGAAGGAGAUAAAAUUGGGGAAAAUAAUUUUUGUCUUUCCUUAAUUGGAGAUAAUUUAAAUUUAAAUAAUUUGCAAAAAACAUCAAAACAAAAACAUCGUGGAAGGGAGGAAAUUAAAAUUGAUCCUUCAACAACAACAAUAACUGAAGAAGAUCAAAAACCUCCAAGCGACCCAUCUAUUCAAACAAACUAUGGAAAAUAUUCAAAUAAUAAUGGAAAUAAUAAUGAUUCUAAAUGUUCUGUUGAUAGAAUGCUUUUAAAAAGAAAAUUACAAAGAAAUAGGACUUCUUUUACACAAGAACAAAUUGAAAGUUUAGAAAAAGAAUUUGAAAACUGUCAUUAUCCAGAUGUUUAUUUGCGAGAAACUUUGGCUCACAGAAUUCAUUUGCCUGAAGCUAGAGUUCAAGUUUGGUUCAGCAAUAGACGUGCCAAGCAUCGCCGGGAAGAAAAAAUGCACAAACAAGGAAUUCAACCCCAACAAAUUAGAAAUAAUAAUUUAAUUAACGAUCAAUUAAUGGCCGUUUCUGGAACUCCAAAUUCAAUGAUUUCUACUUCUUCUAGUGGCCCCUCAGCUAAUAAUAAUAACAAUAAUAAUGAUAAUAUUAAUGGGCAUUCAUUUGAACAAAGAAUUGAUAUUAAAAAUAUACCAAAUUCUCCAUCUCUUUCUUCUGCCACGGCAACUGGGCAAUCAACAAACAAUAAUAAUUCAGAAUCAACUACCUCAACACUCCAUCAAUUAGGAGUUCAGGAAAGCUCAACAACAACAACAACAAAUAACAGAACAAAUACUAGAAAUAACAAUACAGACAAUUCAGCAUUACCAACAACAUUUCGUUCAUUUCCUUCAAAUAUUUAUUCUUCAUUUGCAGCAUUUGGUGAUCAGUCAUUAACCACAAGAAAUGGAGUUUCUGGAUUAUUAACAUCAUCGGGAGGAUUAUUACCUAAUAAUUCACUACAAACAAUGACAAAUAAUAAUUAUAUGGAUCCUUAUAGCAGUAACUUUGGAGUGCCCCAACCAAAUUUAAAUGAUUAUAAUAUGUUAUCCACAGCAAGAUAUGAUUUUACUCGAUAUCCUCGCCACCCCGAUCAAACAGCUUCAAUGACUGCAACAUUCCCUGCAUCUGCUGUUACCACAGCAAUUCCUGGAUUAAGUCUAAAUAUUUCUGUCGGACAUCCACCACCUACCAAUAAUUGGGGAACUGGAACAGAUCCAAGCUAUCAUUGGCAACCAUGA
Meloidogyne enterolobii is the source of this 1657-nucleotide messenger RNA. The record is from the annotation of a GenBank genome assembly. NCBI's taxonomy places the organism in Eukaryota, Metazoa, Nematoda, Chromadorea, Rhabditida, Meloidogynidae.